UCAUCAUCGAAGCCCGGAUCUAUCGCAUCUCUCGUUUGCCCUCGAUGUCGCCCAUUCCGCGGCAGAAACGACUCGCGUAACGGGCAAACUGUCUUCUCCUCCUCCCACCUCCGCCUGCCUUAUCGCCCUGCUAUCGGCUUCCCUGGCCGCGCCGGACGAUGGCAGAGAUCAUCGCCGUCGGCAUGGGGCUGUACCAAGGCUACGUCACCGUCAGGCUUCUGUGUUCCACUGCCAACAUCGUCAAGGAUGUGUCAUCAGGGCUCUCGACAUAACGGCCGUCUUCUCCCUCUCUGCUUCCCCAGUGCUUCCACCCGUCGUCGGCUUCCACGGCGACAGCCUGUCUUCUCCUCUUCCCGCCUCUGCCUGCCUAUCGCCCUGCUAUCGGCCUCCACCGCGCCAGACGAUGGCAGAGAUCAUCGCCGUGGGCAUGGGGCUGUGGCAGUGCUACGCCUCUGUGAAGCUUCUCUGUUCCACUGCCAACAUCGUCAAGGAUGUGUCGUCGGGCAAUCGUCCGAAAGCAACCGACGUUGUUCGAGUUGCCAUGGGGGUUUUUGGCAUCAGCAUUGAAAUCGAGCCGCUUGAGGCGCUGGUGGACGCCGUGGCCGAGCCCGUGGCCGAGCGUGUGGCUGAUGCUGCGGCAGCGAUCGAAGAGCACGUUCCCGGCCUGCUGCCGCAGAUGGUCAGGACGGGCGUCAGAGCUCACGGGCUGGCUGAGCAGGAGGCUUGGCUGGGCCUGGAGGCCGGACACCAAACGCAGCUUCCUGCGCUAGGCUCGGUCGACACCGACUUGGUGCUCACUAAAGUCGCCGAUGUGGCGGGAGGUGCGACUCGAUUCGUGCUCCAAAAUCAAGACGAGAUCCCGAUGGUGAGGAACGCCUUUGAGAAACUCAUCGCAAAGGGCUUCGAGAUCGCCGGUGAGGGAGAAAGAAGAAACACGGCAGUCAGUCGACACACAUGACAUGAACGGCUUGUCCCCCCUCCCUCCCUCCCUCCCUCGCUGUCUGUCUGUCUGGAUCGAUCAGAUUGGGACAAGACGGUGGUUCUCAUGGCGGCGGGGUGGGCUGAUCGGGCAGCAGCGGCACGGUCUGUCACCACCACUAGGAAGGCAACACCAGAGCUGCCCGGCCUGCAGGCUGCGUGGCUCCUGGCGUCCGACAGGGCCAAGAUCCUUUUCGACGCCUUCGGUGUGCCGCCCUUCUACGGAGGCACCACUCCAGGCAGGCUGCGUCGGCACCAUCUCGUCGGGGGCAUCAGUAAGCUGACGGACGAGCAAUUCGAUGCGUGGGCGGAUGGCAAGGAGUCGAUCGACUUUGCCCGGUGUGUGGCGGUGAUGCUGGAGAUGGUCAUCAUGUGCUUCGACAUGUGCGCCGUGUGCGACCGGCACCUGCUCGACGAAAAGGCCGUCGCCGCCCCCUGCAAGCCGACGGGCAAGAACAAACACUACCGUCAGACGUCGAUGGGAUGGACUUGUCCGCAGUGUGGUGGCACCCUGGUACUGACCAAAGCCGCCGCGGGGACCAUGUGCUUCGGCUGCAGGAGCGUCGUCACCUCUGGCGUGCCCGUCUACCACUGCCGCACUUGCCCCGACACUCUCUUGGUGGGCCUCUGCACCAGAUGUGAGGCCGCCAGGGGGUUCGUCCGCACUUGCCCCAAGGGCCACCACCUCAUCCAGAAGGUACGUACGUUGGCCGAUCGAUCGCUCAGUCUGGUGAAACAAAGGUCAUGCUGUGGUUGGGAAAUACAUGUAUGUGCUGUCCCCCCCCCUCUCUCAGGACAUGAAGUUGGACAGGAAGUGCCAGGGGUGCCCCAACUACAUGAGCAACUGCCAUCGGUGUUCGGUCUGCGAGUACAACCUCUGCCAGACGUGCAUCAGGCCCAACCGGAGCCUUAAUAGCAGCUAGACAGACAGGCCCGCUAUGGCUUAGUCAGCCAGCCGGGUUUUUUCCCUUAGUCGGGGUUCUCCCCAUUAAUUGACUGAUUCACCGAUGGAUCCCUGUAGUGCGGGGAGCGUGUUGUGUGUUGUGUUGUGUUGUGUGUUGAGUGUUUGUGUCUUUGUUGCAAUUGUGGGCCAUUCCGCAUGUGUCAGUGAGUCGAUUGACGAGCUUUUUUGCCCGUAUCUGUGCAUACUCGGGGGGUGAUCAUCAGCGCCUGGGCGGGCUGUGCGUGCCUGCCUGCCUGCCUGCCUCUUGCGUAUGGUUGGUGGUAUGUCAGCCAGCCAUCCGUCGUGGAUAUUUGGGUGUGUUUGUCUUACCCAGUCGCCCGCCUGUCUGUCUGUCUGUGUGCCCGCAAUGAGCGGUGUCCGACCAAAUGGAUCAGAAUAGCUGGAUUGAGUGUUCUCUGACUACGGGAUGCAUUGGGAUGCAUUCGCACAGCAGCCAGCCAGCCAGACAGCCAGACUGGGGAAGUGUGUUUCUGAUGGUGUUCUGCGCACGCAGUGGACGCGGGCAGCGGUGGUGCAUUGGACAGAUCCACUGCUGUCUCGAUUCGAUGAAUGCACGUCCGCGCGAUGUGAUUCCAUAGGUGUGUAUUGCCUGCAUACGCACACCAUACCAUGCCAUGCGACUGACUGACUGACUGACUGACUCACUGCGUGAGAUGGAUGGACGCCUCGCGCUGCACGCAUGUGCGCUUGUGUGAGUCCACGUGGACGAUGACCUUUCCUGUUGAACUUCCCUGUCUACAAGAUGGCCGAUGCCACCGAUGUGAUGGAUGCCGAGGC
This is a messenger RNA of Vitrella brassicaformis, 2719 nucleotides long. The record is from the annotation of a GenBank genome assembly. NCBI's taxonomy places the organism in Eukaryota, Vitrellaceae.